Molecule: messenger RNA, 1818 nt
Organism: Arabidopsis thaliana (thale cress)
Lineage: Eukaryota; Viridiplantae; Streptophyta; Magnoliopsida; Brassicales; Brassicaceae
Product: Calcium-binding EF hand family protein
Exons: 8
Coding region: 213-1388 (391 amino acids)
Molecular function (GO): calcium ion binding
Source: RefSeq, marked reviewed
GUGGGCUCUCUCUUAAAUACUACAAACCAUUUGACUAAUUUGGUCGUAACAGAUCUAGAGUCAAAAUCUUCUAUAGAUAUAUAUUCGCAAGACUCCAUCUUUCCAACAGAUCUAAUCUUCUUCACUUCCCAAGUGUAAAAACCUCAACUUUCAGCCAACAAAAUUAGGGUUUCAAGCUGAGAUUUUCUACUUCUGUUACACAAAAAUACCCAAUGAGUAAAGCUUCGGUGAUCCUAUACAUUACGGUAGGAAUCCUGGUGCUCUUCCUCGUCUCUUAUUCACCGAAGAAGAAGGGUGACCACGAUCACCACCAUGGUGGUCACAAUCAACAUCACCGCUUAAAACUCCGGUCUUCUUUCAAUUUCAAACCCACUCGUCACGAUCCAGUUCCGUUUGAUCCUCUUGUCGCCGACAUGGAGCGCCGCCGCGAGGAUAAGGAGUGGGAGCGACAGUACAUUGAGCAUUCUCACCCGGAGCUUGUCUCUCAUUCUCAGAAAGAAACAACCGGUGGUGGACAUGAACAUGCACCUGGUCACGAGUCGCAGCCUGAGUGGGAAGAAUUCAUGGAUGCUGAGGAUUACUUAAAUGAUGAGGAGAAGUUCAAUGUCACUGAUAGGCUGAUAUUGUUGUUUCCGAAGAUUGAUGUUUCUCCUGCUGAUGGGUUUAUGACGGAGAGUGAAUUGACUGAGUGGACUAUGCAGUCUUCUGCCAAGGAAGUUGUGCACAGAACUCAACGAGACCUGGAUGUUCAUGAUAGAAACAAAGAUGGUUUUAUUUCUUUCUCUGAAUAUGAACCACCGUCUUGGGUCCGUAAGUCGGAUAAUAAUUCGUUUGGCUAUGAUAUGGGCUGGUGGAAGGAGGAGCAUUUUAAUGCAUCAGAUGCAAAUGGUGAUGGUCUUCUGAAUUUAACAGAGUUUAACGACUUUCUGCAUCCUGCUGACACCAAGAACCCAAAGUUACUGUUAUGGUUAUGCAAGGAGGAAGUAAGAGAAAGGGAUUCAGAUAAAGAUGGGAAGAUCAGUUUCGAAGAGUUUUUCCACGGCCUCUUUGACACUGUAAGGAACUACGAAGAAGACAAUCACAAUUCUACGCAUCCUUACCAUGACUUGCCUGAAGGCCCAGCAAAGCAGUUGUUUUCUCAGCUUGACAAAAAUGAUGACGGGUACUUAUCAGACGUUGAAUUGCUUCCCAUUAUCAGUAAAAUCCAUCCUACUGAGCAUUAUUAUGCAAAGCAACAAGCUGAUUAUAUAAUAUCACAGGCGGAUUCAGACAAAGAUAGACGUUUGACUUUGGCAGAGAUGAUUGAGCAUCCAUACGUCUUCUACAGUGCCAUUUUCGAUGAAGAUGACACUGAUGAUGAUUAUGGUUUCCACGAUGAAUUCCGCUAGUUUUAUAAUUUAGGAAUAAACAACAUCAGGCUCAGUUCAAUAUAUCCUCAAGGAACAUUCCUCACAAAACAGGUGAUCUCGAGAAUAUCUGGCACCAUUGUUAAUCUUCUAUACCUUCGUUAUUGACUUACUUGCGGCUUUUCUUACACUGCAGAGUCCAGCACGAAUCUCUCUCACGUAGAUCAUCUGGUGAUUUAGAAGUUAGAAGAGUAUUUAUGAUUCUGAACAGCUAAAAGAAACAUACUUUUCUUUGGAUCUUGUUCAAUCAAUUAUAGAUGGCUUUCUCCAUUUCUGUAUGUUUAAUUUAACACCUUUGAAGCUUAAUCUUUUAUAAGCAAAGCUUAUGAAGUAAACAGUGUUAUGCAUGCAAAGGUCAGCACUGAGCCAUAAGAAGCAGAUUUUGAUCCAUAAACUUGAAAUACUAAAUAGA